Gossypium arboreum is the source of this 1694-nucleotide messenger RNA. Its product is annotated as auxin-responsive protein IAA27. Gene Ontology annotation, biological process: regulation of DNA-templated transcription. NCBI's taxonomy places the organism in Eukaryota, Viridiplantae, Streptophyta, Magnoliopsida, Malvales, Malvaceae. The record is from RefSeq and is a predicted model, not a curated record. Gene Ontology annotation, molecular function: protein binding. The coding region runs from base 409 to 1341 and encodes 310 amino acids. The transcript has 5 exons. Gene Ontology annotation, cellular component: nucleus.
UUUCUGUUUUAAAAGUACAAUUAAGUGCCAAUUCAACUGGAUUUUAACUUCAUAUUAAUUAUUAUUACAGUGUUGAGAGUUAAUAGAGAUUUCUCUUGAAUAGAAACAAAAGAGAGUGUUAUGAGUAUGGAGUAAUUUAAAAAUCGCAAUCAGUAUUUACUUUUUAAUGAGUACGGAGUAAUUAAUCACUAAAUUCGGUUGUGGAUAAAACCAGAAAAUAUAGAAACAAAAGAGAGUAUACCCCAACGUCGAAAGCUUAAAAGAGCUUCUUUCUCUGUAGUUCAUCAUCAAAGUUCCAAUAUUUUUCUCAGUUUGGUUCUUUAAAAGAAAGAACAUUUUUUUUCUUUUUUGGCUUUGCUUUUGUUUGGUGGUUGAUCUCUUCUUUUGCUUCUUCAUGUUCUCAUUUUCAUGUCUAAGCCCAUAGAGCAUGAUUACAUAGGUUUAUCAGAGCAGCAGCUCCCUUCAAUGGAGAAAAGCUCUGAUAAAAAGGAUGGUUUACACUUGAAAGAUACUGAGUUGAGACUCGGUUUACCCGGGUCCGAGUCACCGGAGAGGGAGGAUCAUGACCAAAACGUGCUUUCACUGAAGAGUUUUGUGUCAGGGGCAAAAAGAGGUUUUUCUGACGCACUCGAUGGUGGCGGUAAUUGGGUUUUCUCCGGCGGCAGUGGUGGAGGAACUGAAGGGUUGUUUUCUCCUAGACGUGGCGGUAAAAAUAAUGGAGGAAAAGAUCUUUCUGGGUCGGAUUCGGGUUCGGUUUUGAAAGAUGGAGCAGCUCGGAAGCCAUCGGUGGUUCAAGAGAAGAAGCCUCAGGUAGCUGCUACCAGUAGCCAUGGAAAUGGGAAUAUUGCUCCAGCUUCAAAGGCACAGGUAGUUGGAUGGCCACCAAUUCGGUCUUUCCGAAAGAAUACGAUGGCUUCUCACCCUCCGAAGAAUGAUGAUGGUGAUGGUAAUGCAGAGGCCAAGUUAGGAUCAGGAUGUCUGUAUGUCAAAGUUAGUAUGGAUGGUGCUCCAUACCUGAGAAAAGUUGAUCUCAAAAUCUAUGGCAGCUACAAAGAACUCUCCUCGGCACUGGAAAAGAUGUUCAGUUGCUUCACAAUUGGUCAGUGUGGUUCUCAUGGAGUUUCUGGCGGUGAUGGAUUGUCUGAGAGCCGGUUAAUCGAUCUUCUGCACGGUUCCGAGUAUGUACUCACCUAUGAAGAUAAAGACGGUGACUGGAUGCUGGUGGGCGAUGUUCCUUGGGAGAUGUUUACCGACUCGUGUAAGAGAUUGAGGAUCAUGAAGAGUACAGAGGCUAUCGGCCUAGCUCCGAGGGCUAUGGAGAAGUGCAAAAACCGUACCUAGACGAUUCAAUGUCACUGUAACUACUGAAAGCAUAAGAUGGAAGUUUGCUACUAUAGAUAUUUAUAUAUAUAUAUAUAUAUGUGAAUGUCAAAAGCCUUUGACUAUUUAUCAAAAUCCGUGUCUUCUAUUUGCUUCUAAAGCAUGUUUCUAAGCACUGAAGGCUUUGCUAUUGUUAGUAGGGCAAGAUAAAAAAAAAAAAAAAAAAAAUGUACUUUAAGACAUUAAUUUCCAGGUUAUAUAGAUUUGUUGUUGUAUGGCUAUGUGUUUUAUUGUCUCUCUGCUUAAGGCUAAAUGGUUUGCUAACUGUCUAUAAUCUCCAUCUUUCAAUAAAAUAAAGGGCAUUUUUAUGAUAA